This is a messenger RNA of Cicer arietinum (chickpea), 1144 nucleotides long. RefSeq names its product LIM domain-containing protein WLIM2b-like. The record is from RefSeq and is a predicted model, not a curated record. Lineage: Eukaryota; Viridiplantae; Streptophyta; Magnoliopsida; Fabales; Fabaceae.
UCUAUUCAUCAUAAAGUUCUAAGAUAAAAUCAUAGUAACUCUUGGCGUUUUAGCUGAAUACCUCUCACAAUAUUUUGUACUAGCUUUCAAUUCAAAUAGAAACAAUUUUUGUUGUCUAUUUUAUUUCAAAUUAAUCAAUAAUUUAGCUAGUUCAAGAGAGGAAAUAAUCAUGUCGUUCAGCGGAACCCAACAGAAAUGCAAGGCUUGUGAUAAAACUGUUCAUUUGGUUGAUACAUUAUCUGCUGAUGGUAAUAUUUAUCACAAGAAUUGCUUCAGAUGUAGUCAGUGCAAUGGCCUUCUCGCGAUGAGUAACUAUUCAUCGCUGGAAGGAGUUUUAUACUGCAAGACUCACUCUGAGCAGCUUUUCAAAGAAUCUGGCAAUUUUGCAGCAAAGAUAUCCCAGUCAGGAGGAAAGCCUCCAAGCGAGCUGCCUAGGGCCCCAAGCAAACUUUCAGCUUUCUUCUCAGGGACUCAAGAAAAAUGUUCAUCAUGCAAGAAAACUGUAUAUCCAUUGGAAAAGUUGACAGUGGAAGGUGAAUUUUACCACAAAUCAUGCUUUAGGUGUACACAUGGAGGAUGUUUCCUAAGCCCUUCAUCCUAUGCUGCUCUUGAUGGAUACAUAUACUGCAAGCCUCACUUUUCUCAGUUGUUCAAGGCAAAAGGUAGCUACAGUUAUCUCUCCAAGCAAGCAUCAAUGAAGAAAAAUGAAGAAAUGAAACAAGGUGCAGAGAAAACUGAUGAGUCAGCAGCAGCAGCAGCAACAUCAGACACAGAGACAGGUACAAAGGAAGAACAAGAUGCUGUUGUGACACAAGAGGAUUAGGCUCUCAACAAGGUUGCAACUUUGUAUGAUAUCUUUCAGCAUAUGGUUGGCCCCCAAGAUUGAUUGGGUGGUUCUUGUGGCUUUAUGCCAUUUGGGAGGUUUUUCUUGCAAAAGUGCUAUCGUGUGUUUCAUUCUUUAAUUAAUUUGUUUGUGAACAGAGAUUAAUGAUGAUAGAUGGUGAUAAAUAAUGUUAUGUUUUUUUGGGGCAUCUAGUAGAUGCCUUUUAGAAGCUAGAGUCUAUGAUGUAUGCUCCAUUCAUUUUCAGACUUGAAUCAUCUGCACUUGUAAACUCGAUCGUAGAUGAUAUAUUUUGUUCAUUUU